AUGAGAGCUGCUGUCAAUCUUCAUAUCAACAUUACUGACGACAUGAGAGGUGGAGUGGGUGGUGGUGGUGGUGGUAUGCCAGGAUACGCCAUGACCCGAACUCCAUCUAACUCAAGUGUCAACAGCACUUCAUCAAACCCGCCUCCACUCACACCUAUCAACCAGACAAUUGGCACACCAACAAUCAACCGUCAAUUCAUGUUCCAUAGACUGAACUCUGUGUCAUCAAUUGCAACUUCUGAAGAUGAUAGCGACGUCAAUGCCAGAUUAGACAACCCUCUCGACUCAUUUUUGGAUUGGCCCAGUCAAGAUGAUGACCUGUUAAUGAACAUCUAUCAGGCUUAUAUUGACAAUCCUACUACGGCGCCAUUUGCUGGAAAGAUUCCUCCUUCUGGAGUUGUCCAUCAAGUCGCUAAAACAACAUUGCAUGAAGCCAAAAAGAAGAGCCGUCCUUUUCUUCAUAGCAUGCUUGCAGUGAGAAAACGGUUACUUCUACUUUGUGAACGUAAUUCUGCACCUACGCAAAUCUAUACUAGAGCAUCAUCGACCAGUUCACUCUCUUCUAAUUCUAGCUUUAAUUUUUCAAACGCCCCAGCAAUCACUCCCGGUACCAUUCCUCCUAACCGUUUCUUUCGUCAGUUGUCUUUUGGUAGCAAUGGCUCACCAGAGUCUCCAGUUAUGACACCACUUGCCAAUCGCAUCAAACGACCGUGCACCGGGUUUGCUAAUGGAACAUCACCAGGCGAAGCUCAUGCCAUUACUACCAAUGAUGGUGUGUCUUUGUCAGCCUUUAUGUUAGGUCAUCCGGAUGACUACGACGAGGAAAUGGCUUUUGCUGAUGAAUCGCCAUUAGGAACUUCACUUCUUCCACCACCUCCAACUUUCAGAAUUCCCGAGUAUGAAAAUAGCAAUAACAACAACAGUAACAACAAUGCAGGUCCUCAAAGCCCUAUAGACAUACAACCAUCACCAUUUGAUAGAAAGACACGACAGGGAAGCACCAGCAGCCGAGGAAGCCCCAAGCUUGGAAGCCAAUCGCAAAAUGUUCCACCUCAACAGCCCAAUGCUUACAGUUCGCAGACUCAACAGAACAUUGCCAACUGGCUUCUUAACACCCCGAAUCAUCAUGGCCAAGCCACGACGUCUGGCCUAGGUAUGCCGCUCACCCCAGCACCCUCGCCGCUGAACAUCAAGAACGCCCACCGAGCCAGUGUCGGGACCAGUGCUCAAGCUAAUCCAGACGAUUUCGAUUUUGGUUUGGAUUCGCCAUUCAAAGAAAUGACCGUCACUCCAACCCGCCCCCACCAACAGUCCCCCGGCUCUCAACCAUCCACCCCCGUUGAGGAUCCAUAUCCCAACUACACUGCCCAGAGAAAGCGUGAGAGUUUGCGCAUGAAACGAGGAAUGAAAGCGCCCAUCUAA
This is a messenger RNA of Sugiyamaella lignohabitans, 1422 nucleotides long. RefSeq lists its product as uncharacterized. Bases 1 to 1422 code for a protein of 473 amino acids. The transcript has a single exon. NCBI's taxonomy places the organism in Eukaryota, Fungi, Ascomycota, Dipodascomycetes, Dipodascales, Trichomonascaceae. The record is from RefSeq and is a predicted model, not a curated record.